This is a messenger RNA of Ciona intestinalis (vase tunicate), 1062 nucleotides long. The record is from RefSeq and is a predicted model, not a curated record. NCBI's taxonomy places the organism in Eukaryota, Metazoa, Chordata, Ascidiacea, Phlebobranchia, Cionidae.
UUUUAGGUACUAGGGUAACGGAAUUUUGCAUAAUUUUACUCUGAAAGACGUGCGAAUGGUCUGAAAUGAAUUGAUAAAUUCGUAAGACACAGUUGUACAAUGUUUAGAAGUAGUGUUGCAUUACUGACGAAACUACUGCCUCGUACAAUACCGAAACCUGGACUUAAUCCUCAUAACAGCAUAAAACUAUUACCUGUAAAAUGUUUAUUUUCUACUAGUAACAAAUUCAACGAAAAUGGACAAACUGACAGUGUUGAAGUAUCUGAUAAAGAAGAAAAGCUUUACAGAGCUAUUGAUGUUUUAGUCAAGGGCCAUGAAGCUGAGGUCCUUGAAAGUUAUGUUAGAUUUUGUGUACUUGCGGCAGAAGAACUGGAUAUCCCAGUCAAUGGCGUAUUAAGACCUAAGUUCAUAAUGGACCGAUUAACAUUGCUAAAAUCAAAACAUAUUUUCAAGAAACACAGAGUUCAAUAUGAAAUGCGUACACACCGGAGGGUUGUGCAACUGGAAAAAUUAACUGAAUCCACAGCGAACGUUUUUCUUGAAUAUUUACAACGAAAUGUUCCAGCUGGUGUUGCUAUGCAUGUCCACAAGUGGGAACUAGAGCGCAUUCCCGCUCACAUCCGAGAUGAGAUGGUGAAGAAUAUGAGCAAGAUGACUCCGGAGGAUUGGAAAAGAGAGAGCAAAUAUGCAGAGAAGAUGUCAAUUAAGAAGAAAACAUCAAACAGCGAUUAUGAAGAAUACCACACAACCAAGAAAUAUCUCUUAGGCACUACUAUAUAAACUCUAAACUUUCAUAUAUAUAUUUUAAGUUGAAACAAGCUACAACUUUGGUAUUUAUCUAGUGUAUUUUAAUUAUCUGUUUUGCAGAGUUUGCCAAGUGCACAGUUUUUUUGAUUUUCAAAUGUUUGGUAAUGAUUUGUCCCUUGCAUUUUAAAUUAUUAUCACUGAACACUAAACCAAAUCUGUAUGAAAGUAUUUUCCCAAUAGUGCACAGAACCAGUUCUCAUGAAGGUUGUUACACUUUCCAAACUUAAAUUGUUGUCUCUCAAACCAAUCUAGAAA